Oncorhynchus masou masou (cherry salmon) is the source of this 4532-nucleotide messenger RNA. RefSeq names its product mitogen-activated protein kinase 8. The transcript is spliced from 12 exons. Gene Ontology annotation, molecular function: ATP binding; JUN kinase activity. Bases 219 to 1514 code for a protein of 431 amino acids. Lineage: Eukaryota; Metazoa; Chordata; Actinopteri; Salmoniformes; Salmonidae. Gene Ontology annotation, cellular component: cytoplasm; nucleus. The record is from RefSeq and is a predicted model, not a curated record. Gene Ontology annotation, biological process: JNK cascade; protein phosphorylation.
AGGCCUGCCAGUGGAAGGAAACGCAGUGGAUUCAGAGGUUGUCCUACUAAGCAAAAAAAUAAUAUAAUAUCUUCAAACAUUCUGCUGUUUAUUUCAACGGAAGACCAGAAACCGCGGUUUGACAGUUUUGGAAUUUAUAACGCCUUCUUUUGGAGUAGGGUCUUGAGACAGAAGUCCCACUUGGAUGCCCAAAACACACACUUUGUCCAGAUUUCAUCAUGAAUCGGAAUAAGCGUGAAAAGGAGUAUUACAGUUUAGAUGUCGGGGAUUCCACUUUUACGGUUUUGAAGCGCUACCAGAAUUUAAGACCCAUAGGCUCCGGAGCACAAGGGAUUGUCUGCUCAGCGUAUGACCACAACCUUGAAAGAAAUGUGGCAAUUAAAAAACUCAGCCGGCCUUUCCAGAACCAGACCCAUGCCAAAAGAGCUUACAGAGAACUGGUGCUCAUGAAAUGUGUCAACCAUAAGAACAUCAUUGGCCUAUUAAAUGUGUUCACGCCACAGAAGACACUGGAAGAAUUUCAAGAUGUGUAUAUUGUGAUGGAGCUGAUGGAUGCCAACCUGUGCCAGGUGAUUCAGAUGGAGCUGGACCACGAGCGGCUGUCCUAUCUGCUCUACCAGAUGCUGUGUGGCAUCAAGCACCUUCACGCCGCGGGCAUCAUACACAGGGAUCUGAAACCCAGCAACAUUGUGGUAAAGUCUGACUGCACGCUGAAGAUCCUGGACUUUGGAUUGGCCAGGACAGCGGCCACGGGACUCCUGAUGACCCCGUAUGUGGUGACCCGCUACUACCGCGCCCCUGAAGUCAUAUUGGGCAUGGGUUACCAGGCCAACGUUGAUGUCUGGUCUAUUGGCUGCAUCAUGGCAGAAAUGGUCCGAGGUAGUGUGUUGUUCCCAGGCACAGAUCAUAUUGAUCAGUGGAACAAGGUGAUCGAGCAGCUGGGGACUCCAAGUCAGGAGUUCCUGAUGAAGCUCAACCAGUCAGUGAGGACUUAUGUGGAAAACAGACCCCGCUAUGCCGGCUAUACCUUCGAGAAGCUCUUCCCCGACGUCCUCUUCCCAGCCGACUCAGAGCACAACAAACUGAAAGCAAGUCAAGCCAGAGACCUAUUAUCGAAGAUGCUGGUAAUAGAUGCAUCCAAACGGAUCUCUGUGAGCGAGGCUCUCCAGCACCCCUACAUCAACGUGUGGUAUGAUCCAACUGAAGUGGAGGCGCCCCCACCACUGAUCACAGACAAGCAGCUGGAUGAGAGGGAGCACACGGUGGAGGAGUGGAAAGAUUUGAUAUACAUGGAGGUCCAGGACUGGGAGGAGAGAACAAAGAAUGGAGUGAUCCGGGGACAGCCAGCUUCUUUAGGUGCAGCAGUGAGCAGCAGCUUCCAGCAGCACCCUUCUGCGUCGUCCUCGUCCGCCAACGAUGUGUCCUCCAUGUCCACCGACCCCACCCUGGCCUCGGACACAGACAGCAGCCUGGAGACGGCCUCUAACACGGACCCGCUGGGCUGCUGCAGAUGACCAUCACCCUGCCCUGGUCCCUGUCCCACCAGUCCCUCCGCUUGCCUUCAAUGGUGUAGAGUUUAGGCCAGUUUCGAUGUUUGUUUGUUUGUAAAAAAAAAAAAAAAAAGUUUUAAAAAGUUUUUUUCCUUAAAGUACUACUACAGAGUAAUUUUUAUUACAUUUUAUUAAUAUUUUUUAGUCCAUGCUGUAAUAUCAAUUUAUUUUUAAACUAGGAACUUUAUGAUUUCACUACGCUGCAGUUUUGGCCAAUGGUGAUAGUUUGAGAACGUCUGUAAAAGAGUUUUACAUGCUUUCAUUUUGUAUCUUUGUUUUUAGUUUCAGCUACUUCUAUAUAAGCUACUGCUGUUUCAACUGGCCAUAUCAAUGUAGAAUGAGUUUGUACAGAUUUUAUGGUGAAUAUAUUUUUUUCAAAUUUAGUUUGCAGUGAGCCAUUCUAACCGUCAUUUAAUUGAUACAUUUAUGAUUUUAGUACUCCCCUUCUGAAUAGUAUUAUUUCUUUGUCUAUUCUAAUCUCUUUCAUAUAGAAUAUUGUUUAAUGCAUAUCCAUUGGGUUGGAUUUUGAGAUAUACUUUAGAUUUAUUUGUAAAAAAAACAAAAAACAACAGUUUUCCUCGUGAGUCACUACCUCCUUGAAAAAACAAAACAGUUUAUCAAACCGCUUUCUUUUUUUCUUUUCUCAUUAGUUUAGUCUUAAAAUAUCUCAAAAUGCUGUUAGAUUCCUGAACCAUUUUCUCUUUUGGUAAGAGAAGACAUUUAGUAUUUCUUUUUUGUUGUUGAAUUUUUGUCUGAAUUUUCUUUUCCAAUGUUAUGGGUGUUACAGUAUAUGACGGAAAUGGCGCAGAUAGGCCAAGAAAGGAAACUAAGGAGCUUUUGAUCAUUUUCUUUGUUUGUCAGUGCUGAAGGCACUGCUUCCUCUACACUGGUCAGUUAUUCUCCAGUGAUUCUUUUCUACAGCCCCACUGUCAAAGAAAGAGUAAACCUAUGUUGAACGCUAGGACUGAGAAACGUGGCAGUAUGCUGAAGAGCUUUGUGAGAAAUAGGAUGUUACUAGUUAGAAUACAUGACUUGAGACGGUUGAAGGUAUAUGAAGAAUGUGUUUCGAUUGAGUCCAAAACAGGGACGUAAAAGAGAGGGCUUGUGUAUGUGGUGAUGUUGGUUGUCUUUGGAGGGAUGGACAUUCUGCAGGCUUAAAGCGCAGAAACAAACUAUUUAAAGAAACAAGGUUCCUAAUCUGUGCUCUUGUUAUUCAUGUAAUAUAAGUGUGCAGGCAGUUUGCAGUGUAUUGAACAUUUCAAAUUGGACAAUGAGUGUACAAUACAUAAGUAAUAAGCUGGAUCUCAGAGAAGAUAAUUUGCUGAACCCUUUGCAGAACUUGUACGUAUGCAUGCACUAAAUAAAUGUCACCCUAUGCUUAGUACACCACACAAUAGCUACAGAACCACCUCAAAACCCAAGUGAAUCAGUGAUUCUGAACUGUAUGCAAUAAUGGUGUCCUUAGUGUUUUUUUAAAAUGUGUAAUUUAGUGUUUAAAAGGAAAAAGUGCCUGUAGUUUGUCAAGCAUUCAUUCCUGAGUAUCUCGGAAGAGGAUGAGUAGUCCUGUUGUGUCGAGGUCAAUAACGGUUCCUGAUAAUGACUACAGUAGUUUCCACAAAUAAGUCAAUCACAUUUGAGGCGUUUAUCGUUAAUGUAUUGUACAUUUUCUUGGGAUUGGUAAGUCUCCAACUUUACGGUCAAUGUUCUGUCAAGAGGAUGAUGUAUGCUUCUGAUUAUUUUAGCUCAUACAUUAGAAUUUUUUUCAAAAGGGGGGCAGUUUUAUCAAAGUAGGUCUUUCAUCAAAGUAAAAUACGUUUUAAAAAAUUACAAUGACUGGUAGGUGCGUAUGGUUUGCGGCUUUACUUUGCAUAAUGAGAAUGUGCUUGAUGAUUUUAGGGGGAAAAUUAUCAUACUGUUUUGCCUCAUUUCCUCAAUAUUAAGCCAAAUGUAUUUGCGCUGAAUGGUGGCUGUGGCAGUGUAGCUGUUAUGCGGUGGCGUUGAAGAAUGCCUGUGCUAAAUUAUGGAGUUUCAGAAUGUAAAAUACCAUGUAGUGUGUUGUCGAAGGGGAAGGUAUGCAGAAUAACAGCCAAUCACAUGUAACCAUUAUUAUAGUAGCUGUGUUAUAAUUCAUAAUUAUGAUGACUUUUUUUGUUAUUUUAAGUGCUCUUCUGUUUCUUAACCCAGCAUUAUUAGGGACACAUUCAGAAUUGUUUGACUUUCUGUGGCUUUUUGCUUUUCUAUCACAUCUCUCAAAAUUGUAAUUGUGAUUUUUAAGUAGGCUUUGAUGAACUACCUCACACUCAAUUUCUACAAGUUCUUGGAUACCUAGUUGCCCACAUGAUUAGCUAUCGAAGACAUGUGAAUACAGAUUCCGUUAUUUAUUUAUUUGAAAGUGUAAUAUUGUCAAUGUUAGGAAACUUCUAGUUGUGUACGGUGUGUACUUCACCUAGAUGUAAAGAGAAUUGUUUAUGUAAAUGUCACCCCCCCCUCUUUUCCCCCCUUGUUUUUACAGUUCAUGUGCAAUACCUUCUGCAAAUUAUGCUAGUAGUAAACUAAGUGAUGGAUCUAGCCUGUUACUUUGUAUUUUUCUGAAGGUAGAGAAAUGUUUGGUACUGUCAAUCCAUGUUUUCCUUUUUUAUGAAUAAGGAUGAUUCCUUGUGACUUUUAAUCUAUGAUGUUACGUAAUCAGCCCUAAACCAGUCCUUAAUCUAUGGCCAGAGGCGGUUAUAUCAUACAUGGCCAAUAGAUUUUGAUUGGGAUAAGGCCAAAUAAUGAUAAAGGAAAAAAUGUUAAAGAUAAAUAAUGCCUAAAAACAAACUCAUAUAUAAGGUGCUGGUUUGUUAUGCAACUAGUUAAACAUUUCUGGCUCUGCAUCCUGACCGCAGCCAAUGAAAAGUACACUACUGGAAUAAAAACACUGGGAUCUGAUGAUGCCAACUUAAAAAACAAACAUGUACUGCAAAUAAAAGAAACAAAAUUUGA